GCACACCCUCAUCCCAAGAUUAUUAUCAAUGGCCUCUGUAAUUCACUGUACCCUCUCUCUUUCAAGCCGGAGUCCCACAUCAUCAUCUCCAGUUUUAGCUUCAGGCCCUGUUAUCCCACCCCAUCUUACAUUAUUUUCCUCCGACGAUUUAAAGCUGAAAAGCCACCCUAUCAGAAGAAGCUUCGUACGCAGUCAUGGUGUUGAUGAAGUCACAUUCAUAGAUCCCCUCGGAAAUAGAGAAUCAAUAGCUGACCAUAUUGGGUCUUUGAAGCUCAAGCUCUUGAGUACAGUUUCAGGGCUAAAUAGAGGUCUAGCUGCUAGUGAUGACGAUCUAAGGAAAGCAGACGAUGUUGCCAAAGCACUGGAAGCUGCUGGAGGGCCUGUAGAUCUCCAAGGGGAUGCUGAUCUACUGCAAGGAAGAUGGAAAUUGAUUUAUAGCAGUGCUUUCUCAUCUCGUACUCUGGGUGGAAGCCGCCCUGGUCCCCCAAUAGGAAGACUUGUUCCCAUAACUCUUGGUCAGGUUUUUCAAAGGAUUGAUGUCUUUAGUAGGGAUUUUGAAAACAUAGUCGAUCUUGAGUUGGGUGCCCCGUGGCCAUUCCCACCCCUUCAAGUGACCGCAACUUUGGCUCACAAAUUUGAACUUAUAGGAACAUCUAAGAUUAAGAUUGCAUUUGAGAAGACUAGUGUGAAGACAAGAGGAAGCCUAUCAGAACUACCAGCAUUGGAGGUGCCCAAACUACUGGACGUGAUCAGGCCAGCGUCCAAUAGAGGCAGCGGCGAGUUUAAUGUUGUAUAUGUUGAUUCGGAUAUGCGUGUGACAAGGGGUGACAGGGGUGAGCUCCGGGUGUUUGUUAUCUCAUAGAACAUUAGAAUCUGGCAACAGUAAAGUACAUAUAUUGUACUCCGUAUAAUGCAAGCCUAGAGAGUAUUGACUAUUUCUUUUCUCCAAUUUGAUUACUCCGGUGUAAAUUUUUUUGAAGGCUUGUCCGAACUUGGAAUCGUUUUAAGGCAAUGGCUAAAAUCAUGACAAGGAUUUUACCUAGUCCUCUUCUUGAUAUGCAGCAUUCCUGUGAAGAUGGAGUAGACUCUGGUCUCUAAGUGGCGCUAUGGAUUGUCAGCGUCUCUUCCAUCCGAUAGGCUUUAGCCCACCAACUAUGGAUAUACAAAGAAUGAUCUCAAUAUAACUUUAUUAGGUUA
Messenger RNA from Cuscuta campestris, 1197 nucleotides. NCBI's taxonomy places the organism in Eukaryota, Viridiplantae, Streptophyta, Magnoliopsida, Solanales, Convolvulaceae. The record is from the annotation of a GenBank genome assembly.